Dipodomys ordii (Ord's kangaroo rat) is the source of this 1240-nucleotide messenger RNA. It is a transcript of the gene Btbd1, whose product is annotated as BTB (POZ) domain containing 1. Gene Ontology annotation, molecular function: protein binding. The transcript is spliced from 9 exons. NCBI's taxonomy places the organism in Eukaryota, Metazoa, Chordata, Mammalia, Rodentia, Heteromyidae. Gene Ontology annotation, cellular component: cytosol; P-body. The record is from RefSeq and is a predicted model, not a curated record. Gene Ontology annotation, biological process: neurogenesis. The coding region runs from base 1 to 1182 and encodes 393 amino acids.
AUGGCCACCAUGUCCAUCUGGCCCCUGGCCAAGAGGCCUGAGCACUGCAGACUGACCGACUCUUGUGCCGUCCUGGGGUCUAAGAGGCUCACAAGAGCUCCGCCCCUGGGCCCCAGGCUUAAUCCAGCCCUGGGAUUUCUGUAUUCAGAUGAAGUUCAGAUUGGCCCAGAAACAGUGAUGACUACGCUUUACACUGCGAAGAAGUACGCCGUCCCAGCCUUGGAAGCGCACUGCGUGGAGUUUCUCACCAAGCAUCUUAGGGCAGACAACGCCUUCAUGUUGCUCACGCAGGCUCGAUUAUUUGAUGAACCUCAGCUUGCUAGUCUCUGUCUAGACACCAUAGACAAGAGCACGGUGGACGCACUCAGUGCAGAGGGGUUCACUGACAUUGAUAUAGACACACUGUGUGCAGUUCUAGAAAGAGACACACUCAGUAUUCGAGAAAGCCGACUUUUUGGAGCUGUUGUGCGCUGGGCAGAAGCAGAAUGUCAAAGACAGCAGUUGCCUGUGACUUUCGCCAACAAACAGAAAGUCCUAGGAAAAGCACUGUCCUUGAUCCGUUUCCCUCUGAUGACGAUUGAGGAGUUUGCAGCGGGCCCCGCUCAGUCUGGGAUCCUGUCGGACCGGGAGGUGGUAACGCUCUUCCUCCACUUCACCGUGAACCCAAAGCCCCGCGUGGGCUACGUGGACCGCCCCCGCUGCUGCCUGCGUGGCAAGGAGUGCUGUGUCAGCAGGUUCCAGCAGGUGGAGAGCCGCUGGGGCUACAGCGGGACCAGCGACCGGAUCAGGUUCACAGUAAACAGAAGAAUCUCUGUGGUCGGGUUUGGCUUGUAUGGGUCGAUUCAUGGUCCCACGGAUUACCAAGUGAACAUACAGAUCAUUGAAUAUGAAAAGAAACAAACCCUGGGACAAAAUGACACCGGAUUUAGUUGUGAUGGGACUGCUAACACCUUCAGGGUCAUGUUCAAAGAACCUAUAGAGAUCCUGCCCAACGUGUGCUACACCGCCUGUGCAACACUCAAAGGUCCAGACUCUCACUACGGCACAAAAGGAUUGAAGAAAGUGGUGCACGAGACACCUGCUGCGAACAAGACUGUUUUCUUCUUCUUCAGUUCCCCUGGCAAUAACAAUGGGACCUCCAUCGAAGAUGGGCAGAUACCAGAAAUAAUAUUUUAUACAUAGUGCUAAGUGGUACCAUACAUGCUCAUCUCAAAAGCAUAAAUAACCCACCACAAAAAAA